This is a messenger RNA of Monodelphis domestica (gray short-tailed opossum), 5252 nucleotides long. RefSeq lists its product as uncharacterized. Lineage: Eukaryota; Metazoa; Chordata; Mammalia; Didelphimorphia; Didelphidae. The record is from RefSeq and is a predicted model, not a curated record. Gene Ontology annotation, molecular function: RNA polymerase II cis-regulatory region sequence-specific DNA binding; DNA-binding transcription repressor activity, RNA polymerase II-specific. Gene Ontology annotation, cellular component: nucleoplasm; nucleus. Gene Ontology annotation, biological process: negative regulation of transcription by RNA polymerase II; regulation of cytokine production; regulation of immune system process.
GGGUCGGGGUGGGCCCUGAGAGCAGCUGCAGAAGGGUUCCCCCAGCUUUUGGGCUGGAGGCGGGGACGGUGGUGACCUAUACCAGCUGACUCCACCGCCCAGGUGACAGCGGGCAGACCCCAGCUUAUCCGUGGGUACCGAGAGCCCCUCUGGCCAAGCUGGCCUGGACUCCUGAGCGUCUCUGAGCUGUGUCUACACCGCACACUGUAGUCCCCUGCGCAAAGCUGGGAAGGGGGCGGUCUCAUGCCCAUUCCAUACCUGCAGCUCCACGCGGAGGACGCUUCCCGCUGGCCAGCGCAUCCCUAGAGAGCCUCUCCUACUCAGGGGCUUGGCUUUGGAUCUCCAGAAGAAGGGACAGGGGGUGCUACCCUGCCCACCUGUGUGUGAUGCCCCCACCUACCCAAAUCCCAAGGAGCCAGGACCGAAACCAGAGACGCGGGCAUCUCUGAUAGCCCCGGGCCCUCGGACCAGGAGAAGCCUUAGCAUUCUCCGGGCUGAUCCCAUUUAGUGACUGACGGAAGGCUGACGCUCACCAAGGACUACUUGUCCGGUUACCAAAUAACCCCCGAGACGGAAGGGAGCCUCUCGGCACUAGACACUUCCAUCCCCCAUUGUCCACUGGAGACUUGGGCUUUCCGGUGUGCCGCUACAAAAACAUAACGGCCAUGGCUUACUCCAGGGAAGCCUGAGAAAGAGAGACCAUCCACCAGGCGCACAAAGACUCUCUGUGCCGGAGAUGGGCACCGAAAGUGAUGCCUCCACAGAGAGAGAGUGUGUGUGUUAUUACAGAGGUGAAAUAGGGAAUCCUCUGCUGCUAGCUCAGCCUGCUGAGGAUCUAGAGGGGAGCAUGGAGCCAGAAGGAAUGACCCCUGGCAGCCAGAGGACCCCCUCCCAGGAAUAUGUGUCAUUCAAGGAUGUGACUGUGGACUUCACCCAUGAGGAGUGGUGCCUCUUGGACUCUUCCCAGAAGGCUCUCUACAGAGAUGUCAUGCUAGAGAUAGCCCAGAACUUGCACUCCCUGGGGCUUCCAGUUCCUAAAGCAGAUCUUAUCUCCCAGUUGGACCAAGAGGAAGUACCAUGGUUAUUGGAUCCAAAAGACCCAAGAAACUCCUGCCUAGAUAGGCAAACCACACCUCAAAGCAAGGAGUCUUUUCCAAAGCUGAGCAUUUCCUGUGACUUCAAUUUCAAAGAAUCCUGGCACUGUGAUAUCAAGUUAGAGAAGAAGCAGAGUAUUUGGGGGAGUCAUUCCAGACAAUUCAAAAAGAUACCCCAGAAAACUCCAGAGGAAGAGAGAGAUGGUGAUGAAUAUAAUAAAUUUAAAAGGAAUUUUACUCAAGGGUCAACCCUUUCUGUCCAAUCAAGAGCCCCCACAAGAAAGCUCCACCAUGAAUAUGCUAAAAGUCAAAGGGACUUCAGACAAUAUUCAGACCUAAUUCAAUUUAAGAAAUUCACCUCAGGGAAAGAACAUUCCAAAUACUGUGAAUAUGGGGACUGCUUUAAAGAGCAGAGAGAGCUCAAUCAGUGUCAGGAAAAGCAUACGGGAAUGAAAGAUUAUCAGAGUAAUCACUGUGAGACAGCUUUCAGUUUGAUCCCAGAUAUUAAUAGUCAUAAGAAAAAUCACCUCGGAAAAAUACCUUCUAAGUGCAAUGAAGAUGGGCCAUGCUUCAUCCACCACUUGUCUCUUAGUUUACUGCAGAAAGCUCAUACUAGAGAGAAAUUGCACAAAUGUAAUCAGUGUGGGAAUACGUAUUUUCAGAAAAUUCACAGACCAGAAAAACCUUGUAAAUGCAAUAAAUUUGGGAAGGCUUUUCCCCAGGGAUUAUCCCUCAUUUCACCUCAGAGAAUUCAUCCUGGAGAGAAACCUUACAAAUGUAAUCACUGUGCAAAAGUUUUCAGAAAGCCCUCCCAACUCACAGUCCAUCAGAGGAUUCACACCGGAGAGAAACCCUAUAAAUGUAAUGAAUGUGGGAAAGACUUCAGAUGGAGAGCAAAUUUUAUUAUACACGAAAGAAUUCAUACUGGAAAGAAACCUUACAUAUGUAAUCAGUGUGGAAACGUUUUCCAAAAACCCUGCAACCUUGCUGAACAUCUGAAGAUUCAUACUGGAGAGAAGCCAUAUAAAUGUAAUGAAUGUGGGAAAGGCUUCAUUCAAAGAGCAAAGCUUAUUGUACAUGAGAGGAUUCACACGAGAGAGAAACCUUACAAAUGUAAUCAUUGUGGAAAGGCUUUCAGACAGUCCUCCCAUCUUGCUGUUCAUCAGAUGAUUCACACUGGAGAGAAGCCUUACACAUGUAAUGAAUGUGGAAAGACCUUCAGACAGAGCUCAUCCCUUAUGGCACAUCAUAGAAUUCAUUCUGGAGAGAAGCCCUAUACAUGUAAUGAAUGUGGAAAGGCUUUCAGACAGAGAUCAUCCCUUAUGGCACAUCAUAGAAUUCAUUCUGGAGAGAAGCCCUUUAAAUGUAAUGAAUGUGAAAAGGCUUUUAGCCAGAAGUCAUCACUUAUGGCACAUUACAGGAUUCAUUCUGGAGAGAAUCCCUAUACAUGUAACGAAUGUGGGAAAUCCUUCAGCUGGAGUGCAAACCUUGUUGCCCAUCAGAGGAUUCACACUGGAGAAAAGCCCUAUAAAUGUCACCAAUGUGACAAAACCUUUACUCGGAAGUCUUUUCUUACCAUGCAUGAGAGAAUUCAUACUGGCCUGAAACCUUGUAAAUCUAUGUGAAGUGGAAAUACUUUUAGCUGGGCAGCAGACCAGAAGAUAUUAGAAAAUCCACAUGGUUCAUGAACUCAUAAGAUAUAAUGAAUUUUUAAAAUUCUUAUGUUCAGAUUGUUUACUAUACAAUAGUAUUCAAAUAUUUGAGCCCUGUCUAAAGGUCUUUCCACAUUCAUUACAAUGUGUAAAGCUCAAUAUUCAUCAACCAACUGUAAUACUUUGGCCAUUCCCCUAAGGCAAUCCCUUUAUCUGAAGUUCUUGCUAAAAUGAAAAUUGUUGCUGUGAAUAUUUUGAUGUAUAGUGGACCUUUAGGUUUAGGCUGUGAUCCAAAACGAUGAAUAUUUUAAUGAUUUUUCCAGGACACUUCCUUUGUUGUUAUUGUUUUUUAUAGAAAGCGAGGGUUUUGUUAUUCUGUUCUUGACAAAAAUAUCAGAAAAUGAGCAUUUUCACUUAAAAAAACUGAGUGUACAUAAAAAAAUGCAAAUCUACCUGAAAUACAUUUUUUGUGGUUUUUCAAAAAAUGUGUUGUUUUAUCAUUUGUAACUGUCUCUAGCCCUUGUUUGGUGAAGAAUGCAUCUCUUCCCAUAGCUAUGAAAACUAUAGAUCUUUUCUAAUUUUUUAAUGCUUUGAAGUUAAUAAGAAGAGAAUGUAUCUAUUAAGAAUUUAUUAUUUAAUAUGUUAUAAUAAUUUGAUCUCAGCCUAAUUUUUGAUACUUCUUUCUAGUUUUCCCAUAAGUUGUUCAUCAAAUAGAUAGAAAUUUAUGUGCUCAUGUUUAUUGAACUCUGAGUUCUUGUUUAUUUCUGAUUUUUCCCAUUUCUAGGCUAUUCUACUGAUCUAUUUCUCCCUCUCUCUCUUUUUUUAAAUACAAUAACAAAUAGUUUUGAAGACUGCUGAUUUAUGAUGCAAUUUGAGGUCUGUCUAUUUUAUUUCCCUGUCAUCCUCACCUUUUUUCAUGAUUUCCUUUCAUAUUCUAAAUCUUUUGUUUCUAAAAACGAAUUUUGUUCUAUAUGUUCCUUUGAGAGUUUAAUUAGCACAGAAUUAAAUCUGUAAGUUAACGUUGCUGAUAUUACUAUUUUUUUAUCAUGUUCGUAUGGCCCAGUCAUUAGCACUGAAUAUCCAUCUACUGAAUUCAUUUUUGUAUUGCUUUUCAUCAAUGGAUGUUCACAGGUAGGGCAUAUUACAUAUAUUUUCAGAUUUUUGAAAUCUGCCAGUUUUCCUGAUUUCUUCCUUUUUCCUUUUUCUUUUUCUCCUUUAAAAACAUUUGUUAUAUCAGAUAACCCUUGAAGAAGGGAAGACUAUGUGGUGGUGUAAAACAAUAGCAAUAAAAUCUAUUUUUAAAAAGAAAUAUAAAAAAUGUAUAUAAAGUAUUUCUCAAAGGUGGUUCUAAAGUUGUCCCAUUUCUCUUCAUUGUCUCCUGAGCUUUCUGUUUUAUUUUGUACUUUUUAAAAGAAGCUUCAUGAAUACUCAUAUGUUUAAAAAUUUUCAUCAUCAUCAUCAAAUCCUUCCUCUUCCCCAAUAAGAAAUUCUCCAAUUACACAAAAUACUUUAGCUCAUUCUCUUCUUAUUCUUAGUGAUAUAUCCCAUUGUAGUCAGGUCAAAUAUCCAUUUUGAAUUUAGGGUUGUAUAAGGUGUAAAGUCAGACUUCUAAACUGCUCUACCAAAUUGCUAAUCCAUUUUGGCAAGAAAAAAAAAAGAUCCUUCUUCACCUGAGCAUUUAUAUUCUUGACAAUGGGCUCCUAUUUUCAUUUCUUUCUUGCUUGUUUGUUCCAUUCAAUUUUAUAUGAACUGAUAGAGAGUGAGAUGAGCAGCUGGAAGAGAAUAAAAUACUACCACAUCCUACAUUAAAAAGAUUGCUAAAAAGAAAUGAGACUGAAUAACUGACAAACCAGCCAAGAUCUUGGAGUGUACUGAUGGAGAAAGAUUUCUUCCUUCUCAAACAAAAGAGGGGGGAGAUUGAUUGCCAGCACCGAAUGUUGGAUGCACUAGCAAAUGGGAUCAUGCUGUUUUUGCUGCACUCUUUAUCUUUGCAAUAAAAGAAGAUUCCAUUGGUAGAAUGGGAAGCAUUUCAGAUUUUUGAAAUCUACCAGUUUUCCUGAUUUCUCUUUUUUCCUUUUUCUUCUUUUUUGAACCAGAAAUGGCAUGUAAAGCCAAGAUCCAAUAAACCAUGCUUAAAACUAAAUGUGAAGAGUGAAAGGCAGCAGGAGGUGUGUUGUCUCCUGAGCUCUCUGUUUCGUUUUGUUUUGUUUCAUCCCAGAACAUCACAGAACAGCCUCUUUCUUGAACUGAACCUUGAAAGAAAUUAGAAAAGAAUAUGUUGUUCCCCAAGGAUCUGUGUUAGUUUAAAGCAGCCAACCGAUGUCAUGUUGUUCUAGUCCAUAAAGCAAUCAUUGCUCUCAGAGGAGUCGAUCCUCAGUGUUGCUUCUGAAACUGGUACUUUGAGCAUUCAACCGUAACAGUGCUGAAGGGGAAAUUUCUUCUCCCAACACUUUGGUCAUGUUGUUUUUCCUCAGAAAUUAUACUAGCUAAUUUCAAUAAUCCAAAA